Micromonas commoda is the source of this 1794-nucleotide messenger RNA. Its product is annotated as GTPase. Gene Ontology annotation, molecular function: GTPase activity; GTP binding. NCBI's taxonomy places the organism in Eukaryota, Viridiplantae, Chlorophyta, Mamiellophyceae, Mamiellales, Mamiellaceae. The transcript has a single exon. The coding region runs from base 1 to 1794 and encodes 597 amino acids. The record is from RefSeq and is a predicted model, not a curated record.
AUGCCGUCAUUAUGCGUGGCCUCUCACGUCGCGGCGCUUCGUCCGCACAAUCUUUCGAGCCGCGCGCGGAUUCGCCCCGUCGCGCGCGCCCCGCGAAACCCGGACACGCGGCGACGUUCAGCCCCGGCGGUAAAGUUCGGCACCGCCGCCGCCGCCGGGUCCCGCCCUUCCCGCGUCCCCGACCGCCGCCCCGCGUCGCAUGAUGACCUCAUACGCGUCGACGACGACGCGAGCGACGUCCGCAGGCUUCGAGGGAACUGUUACGGCUGCGGCGUCGCGCUUCAGACGGAACGCGCGGACGUCUCCGGGUACGUCGAUCCCGACGAGUACGAGACGAAGCGCGUGCACAAGCAGCUGUUCGGGAUGAUGCUCUGCGCGCGGUGCGGGGACCUGAGCAACGGCGCGAUGGUCAACGCCGUCGCCGGGCAGGGCGGCGCGCGCAUGUCCCAGGGGCUCAUCACCCCCUCGCAGCUGCGGGAGCAGCUCACGCACAUCCGCGACAAGAAGGUGCUCGUGGUCAAGGUCGUCGACGUCACCGAUUUUCACGGAUCCUUCCUCAACCGCGUCCGCGACGUCGUCGGCGCCAACCCGAUCCUCCUCGUGCUCACCAAGUGCGACUUGUUACCGAACGGGACCGACUUGGCGCUCCUCAAGGAGUGGGCGCGACGGGAGGUGGAGGUGCGGCGCAGGCUCACGCUCGCGGGAAUCGAAUGCGUCUCGGGGCGAAAAGGCGACGGCGUGGAUAAAUCCGUCACGGCGAUGUUCGCCGAGCGAAAGGGCCGCGACGUCUACGUCAUCGGGAGCGCCAACGUCGGCAAGAGCACCUUCAUCCGCGCCGCGCUCAAGUCCAUGCGGGAGCUCGGGAACUUCGGCGUCCCCGCGAAGCGCCUGCCCACGGCGUCGGCCAUGCCCGGUACGACGCUCGGGAUAAUCCCGCUUCGCGCGUUCGAGGGCCGGGGGACCCUUUACGACACCCCGGGCGUUUUCCUGCACCACAGGAUGAACUCGAUCCUUCCCGGCGAGGACAUCAAGCGGUUCAAACUGGGGGGCAGCCUGGUCCGGUACGUCCCCAGGCGGCGGUGCGAUGAUGACGCGUCGGACGCGUCGGACCGAACGGAUUUCACGGGGCUCAGCUUGCUGUGGGGCCCGCUGAUCCGCGUGGACGUCGCGCUCGCGACGCCCGCGGCUGGGCUGGUGUUUUACGGCCCCAAGGGUGUGCGCGUCACCGUCGUGGAGACGUCGAGUCUGCCGGACCCGACGCUGGCGCAGGCGGCGGCGGACCGCGAGAGGGACGAGAGGCGCGCCGCGAUGGCCGAAAAGGCGGCGAUUUCUCGGGGCGCCGGCGGCGACGACGACGGCAGGGUUCGACCCGAGGAGGACGACGUCGGGAAAGGCGCGGGCGAUGACGCGUCGUCGUCGGCGGCGAGCGCGUCCGCCGUCGAUGCCGUCGCGGAGUGGCGCGCCGAGAGCGCGUCGUCGCCCGCCAGGAUGACGCCGUACGGGAGCAACUCCGACUUUACCGAAGAAGAGUCUCCAGUCGAACCCUCGGUGGACGCGACGGGCGAUGGACGAUUCGGCUUCUGCGAGAGGCUGGUGAAGGAGCUCAAGGUGAACUCGCCGGAGGGUUCGACGGGGGCGUACGGUGGCGUGGUGGACCUGUCGGUGUCCGGGAUGGGCGGAUGGAUCCGGGUGGUUCGGGAGAGUCGCGUCGGGGCGUGCGAGAUGACUGUGAGGGUGUGGGGACCGAGGGGACUGGAGGUUUUCGCGCGCGAGCCCAUGCCCACGGGGCUGUAG